Molecule: messenger RNA, 612 nt
Organism: Penicillium odoratum
Lineage: Eukaryota; Fungi; Ascomycota; Eurotiomycetes; Eurotiales; Aspergillaceae
Product: GAF domain-containing protein
Exons: 5
Coding region: 1-612 (203 amino acids)
Cellular component (GO): cytosol
Molecular function (GO): L-methionine (R)-S-oxide reductase activity; protein binding
Source: RefSeq, a predicted model, not a curated record
AUGCCUCACGCCGACUCCUCAUACUUCUACCCAGGGGCCUCCAAAGCCGAAGUCUACCAGCAACUCCUAGAACAAGCAGAGGGUCUCCUCUCAGGACAACGCAAUUGGGUUAGCAACCUCUCCAACAUCUCCUCCCUCCUCUGGCACGCCUACGCCGCCCUCCCAGCCCCCUCCUCGUCCGUAAACUGGGCAGGCUUCUACAUCCGCGAUGACAAAUUCCCCGCCCUCGCAUCCCCAAUCUCCUCCCCGCCCCUAGACGGCGUCGCAGGCGUAACAAUCUCAACCACAUACGCCUCCCCAGAGAACCAAGUCCUCCUCCUAGGCCCCUUCCACGGAAAGCCAGCAUGCCAACAGAUCCGCUUCGGCAAAGGCGUGUGCGGCACCGCAGCCGCAAACCAGGAAACCCUCGUCGUUCCAGACGUGCUCGAGUUCCCAGGACAUAUUGCCUGCGACGCGGAGAGUCGGAGUGAGAUUGUCGUUCCGAUUAUUAUCCGUGGAGAGACUGUUGCUAUUAUUGAUAUCGAUUGCACUGAGCCUUCUGGGUUUGAUGAUGUUGAUAAGAAAUACCUUGAACAGCUUGCUGAGCUUCUUGCUACAAGCUGUGAUUGGUAG